Molecule: messenger RNA, 990 nt
Organism: Terrapene triunguis (Three-toed box turtle)
Lineage: Eukaryota; Metazoa; Chordata; Testudines; Emydidae
Product: soluble scavenger receptor cysteine-rich domain-containing protein SSC5D-like
Exons: 3
Cellular component (GO): membrane
Source: RefSeq, a predicted model, not a curated record
AGGCUGCCAUCUCAGAAGUGGCUCAGCUCCGACUGGUGAACAGCAGGAGUCACUGCGCUGGGAGAGUCGAGGUGCUUCGCAACCAGCUGUGGGGAACCGUGUGUGAUGACAGCUGGGACUUACAGGAUGCCGGAGUUGUGUGCAGGCAGCUGGGCUGUGGGACGGCGUUAUCAGCCCCAAGAGGGGCUCGAUUUGGGAAAGGAUCUGACCAUAUCUGGCUGGAUAACGUGAACUGCACAGGGACAGAAGUUGCCCUCUCCGAUUGCAGUGCUCGGCCUUGGGGAGUGAAUAACUGUACCCACAGAGAAGAUGCCAGUGUUGUGUGCUCAGACUCUGGCAUAUCAGAAGUGGCUCAGCUCCGACUGGUGAACAGCCCAAGUCGCUGCGCUGGGAGAGUCGAGGUGCUUCACAACCAGCUCUGGGGAACCGUGUGUGAUGACAGCUGGGACUUACAGGAUGCCGGAGUCGUGUGCAGGCAGCUGGGCUGUGGGACGGCGUUAUCAGCCCCAGGUGGGGCUCACUUUGGGCAAGGAUCUGACCGUAUCUGGCUGGAUGACGUCAACUGCACAGGGACAGAAGGUGCCCUCUCCGAUUGCAGGGCUCGGCCUUGGGGAGACAAUAACUGUAACCACAGAGAAGAUGCCGGUGUUGUGUGCUCAGAUGCUGGCAUCUCAGAAGUAGCUCAGCUCCAACUGGUGAACGGCCCAAGUCGCUGCGCUGGGAGGGUUGAGGUGCUUCACAACCAGCAGUGGGGAACCGUGUGUGAUGACAGCUGGGACUUACAGGAUGCUGGAGUCAUAUGCAGGCAGCUGGGCUGUGGGACGGCGUUAUCAGCCCCAGGAGGGGCUCGAUUUGGGCGAGGGUCAGACCGUAUCUGGCUGGAUAACGUCAACUGCAAAGGAACAGAAGUUGCCCUCUCCAACUGCAGGGCUCGGCCUUGGGGAGAGAAUGACUGUACCCAUGGAGAAGAUGCCGGUGUUGCGUGCUCAG